UCCCAUCUUGAAGAAGGAAACGUGCAGACGCCACAGUGAGAGGGAAGUGGCGAGGUCUUCACUGUAACUUCCAUUCCGUCGCUGGCAUCAAGAGAGAACACACCUUAUCUCAUUUGCCCAGCGGUUGCUAUUUUGCAGAAGGAACUGUGAGAUGAAGGAAGAAGAGGCGGCCUGGUAGACGCGGAGUUGCUUUAUGCACGAAAAUAAGCACAAAGCCGGGCGUGGGAGCUGGAUAUUUUCCCCAGACGCCAAAGAGCGAGUUGUGAGUGGCGAGCGGAGCAGAAUGCACUUAAAGCUGCGGACGCAAGUGGGGGAGGCUCGCCCUGCUGGAUGCUGAAAUUGGUUACCUUUGUACGGCUGGUUGUACGCCGGGAUGCAGUAGCCAGUUACCAUGACCGUGUUUAAACAAGAAAAUGUGGACGAUUAUUACCACAUCGGCGAAGAGCUGGGCAGUGGACAGUUUGCAAUAGUGAAAAAAUGCACAGAGAAAAGUUCUGGAAUGGGAUAUGCAGCAAAGUUUAUCAAAAAACGGCGUUCAAAGUCAAGCCGCCGUGGGGUGAGCCGUGAAGACAUUGAGCGAGAAGUCAACAUCUUAAAGGAGAUACAGCAUCCAAAUAUCAUAACUCUGCAUGAUGUUUAUGAGAGCAAAACUGAUGUGAUCCUUAUUCUUGAACUUGUGUCAGGGGGAGAACUGUUCGAUUUUCUGGCUGAGAAAGAGUCCUUGACAGAGGAGGAGGCAACAGAAUUUCUGAAGCAGAUUCUUAAUGGCGUCCAAUACCUCCAUUCCAAGUGCAUUGCCCAUUUUGACCUUAAGCCUGAAAACAUUAUGUUGCUAGAUAAAAAAUCACCCAAACCUCGGAUUAAACUCAUUGACUUCGGUUUGGCACAUGAAAUUGAUUUUGGACAUGAAUUUAAAAACAUCUUUGGAACUCCAGAGUUUGUUGCUCCAGAAAUAGUAAACUAUGAACCUCUUGGCCUGGAGGCUGAUAUGUGGAGUAUUGGAGUAAUUACUUACAUUCUUUUAAGUGGUGCAUCACCUUUUUUGGGUGACAGCAAGCAAGAAACAUUGGCUAAUGUUUCGGCUGUGAACUAUGAAUUCGAUGAGGAAUUUUUCAAGAAUACUAGUGGCUUGGCAAAAGACUUUAUCCGGAAACUUCUCGUGAAAGAUCCCAAGAAAAGAAUGACAAUUCAAGAUAGCUUGCAGCACCCAUGGAUCAAGCCAAAAGACAGUCAGCAGGCUCUCAGCAGAAAAGCAUCUGCUGUAAAUAUGGAGAAGUUCAAAAAGUUUGCAGCUCGCAGGAAAUGGAAGCAAUCAGUAAGGCUAAUAUCACUGUGCCAACGGCUAUCAAGAUCAUUCCUUUCUCGGAGCAACAUGAGUGUUGCUAGGAGUGAGGACACUUUGGAUGAAGAGGAUUCUUUUGUGAUGAAAGCAAUUAUCCAUGCCAUCAAUGACGAUAAUGUUCCUGGUCUGCAACAUCUCCUUGGAUCCCUUGCCAAUUAUGACAUAAAUCAGGCGAACAAGCAUGGAACGCCUCCACUGUUGGUAGCAGCUGGUUGUGGAAACAUCCAAAUUCUUAACUUGCUUAUUCAGAAGGGUGCAAAGAUUGAUGUCCAGGACAAGUCUGGGUCCAACGCACUAUACUGGGCUGCAAGACACGGUCACACUGAAACAUUAAGGUUUUUGCAUCAACAAGAAUGUCCUCUGAAUGUUCAAGAUAAGUCUGGUGAAACUGCCCUCCAUGUAGCAGCUCGUUAUGGUAAUGUUGAAGUUGUGCAAUACCUCUGCAAAAUCGGUGUUAAUCCAGAUCUUCAAGACAGGGAACAAGAAACCCCAUUGCACUGUGCAGCAUGGCAUGGUUACUAUGCAGUGGCCAAAGCACUCUGUGAAGCUGACUGUGAUGUUCACAUUAAAAAUAAAGAAGGAGAGACACCUCUCUUGACUGCAUCUGCAAGAGGCUAUGUGGAUAUUGUGGAAUGUCUGAUGGAACAUUGUGCAGACAUGGAUGAAGUUGACACGGAUGGUCACACAGCUCUGCACCUUGCAGUACGAAGAUGCCAGAUAGACGUGGUGAAGUACCUACUAAAUCAAGGAUGCUUUGUAGAUGUGCAAGAUCUGCAUGGUAAUUCGGCUCUGCACAUAGCCUGCAAAGAUGGCAACAUAGCUAUUGUUAUGGCUCUUUGUGAUGCAAACUGCAACCUUGAUAUAACUAAUAAGUAUGGAAGAACACCUUUGCACCUAGCUGCUAAUGCAGGGAGUCUUGAAGUCGUCCGCCACCUCUGCCUUGCUGGUGUUAAUGUGGAAGCUGUUAGCUUGGAUGGAAGAACUGCUGAAGAUCUUGCUAAAGCUGAACAACAUGAACAAGUUGCCAACUUGCUUGCCAGGCUUAAAAAGGAUACACACCGAGGGAUUUUCAUUCAACAGCUUAGGCCUUCUCAGAAUUCCCAAGUCCGAAUAAAGCUCAAGUUGUUUGGACAUUCAGGUUCAGGAAAAACAGCACUUGUGGAGUCUCUUAAAUGUGGACUUCUGCGAAGUUUCUUCAGGAGACGCAGACCGAGGCUAUCAUCGACCAACUCAACUCGUUAUCCUCCUUCCCCAUCAUCUUCAUCAAAACCGACAGUUUCAGUGAGUAUUUCCAAUCUGUACCCUGGCUGUGAAAAUGUCAGUGUAAGGAGCCGGAGCAUGAUGUUUGAACCCAGCCUAACCAAAGGCAUGCUCCAAGCUUUUGUUUCACCUACGCACAAUCUUCACUAUGCAAUUGAUGAUCAGAGCACUAAAGCAAUUGACAUACAACAUGCUAAUGUUAAUGGUGUUGGUGAUUUUAAUGUUUGGGAGUUCUCUGGCAAUCCUGCCUACUACUGCUGUUACGAUUAUUUCGCAACAAAUGAUUCGACUGCUAUCCACUUGGUGCUUUUCAGUCUAGAGGAACCAUAUGAAAUACAGUUGAAUCAGGUGACGUUUUGGCUCAAUUUCCUCAAAGCUCUUAUCCCAGUGGAAGACCCUAUAGCUUUUGGUGGGAAGCUGAAAAACCCUUUGCAGGUUGUUCUUGUUGCCACACAUGCAGAUAUUGUAAACUGUCCCCGUUCAUUUGGAGGGGAAUUUGGUUAUGACAAAGGUCUGUCACUUCUAAAAGAAAUGAAAAGCAGGUUUGGAAAUGAUAUGCAGAUAUCUGAUCGACUAUUUGUUCUUGAUGCUGGUGCAUCUGGAUCUAAAGACAUGAAGCUGCUGAGAAAUCACCUGCUAGAAUUGAGGAAUAGGAUUCUUUCUGAUUGUCUGCCUAUGACAUUCCUUUGUGAGAAAAUCAUCUCUACACUACCUUCUUGGAGGAAGCAAAAUGGGCCAAACCAAUUUAUGUCAUGGCAACAAUUUGUAUAUGAUGUUCAGGACCAAAUUAAUCCAUUAGUGAGUGAAGAGGAUGUGAGGGAGAUGGCCCAGCAGCUGCACAGUUUGGGAGAAAUUAACAUUUUACAAAGUGAAACUAUCCAAGACGUAGUGCUUCUGGAUCCUCGAUGGCUAUGUACCAAUGUACUUGGAAGACUCUUGUCUAAUGAAAAUCAGAAGGCUUUGCACCACUAUAGAGGCCGUUACACAAUAGACGACAUCCUACACUUGGUAUCAGAGAAUGAUGUAGAGGAGCUGUUGCAAAUUCUAGACGCAAUGGACAUUUGUGCACGGGACUUAACCAGUGGAUCAAUGGUGGAUAUUCCAGCAUUGAUUAAAGUGGAAAGUCUGCACAGAUCCUGGACUGAUGAAGAGGAUGAGAUAUUGGUUUAUGGGGGAGUCCGCUUUGUUCCUGUUGAACAUCUUACCCCAUAUCCAUGUGGUAUUUUCCACAAAGUGCAGGUGAACCUCUGUCGCUGGGUACAUCAGCAAAACUCCGAAGGAGAGCUGGAUGUAAGGUUAUGGACCAACGGAUCAAAAAUAUCCAACAAAGGGACUGAAGUCAUGGUCCUUCUGGUCAACCAUGGACAAGGUUUGGAAGUACAAGUAAGGGGUCCGGAAACAGAAAAAAUAAGGUGUUGUUUAUUUCUAGAUUCUAUUUGUAGUAUCAUUGAUAAUCUAAUGCUGACUACUUUACCUGGACUCCUAACUGUCAAGCAUUACUUGAGUCCCCAGCAGCUCAGGGAACACAGUGAACCUGUAAUGGUUUACCAGCCUAGAGAUUUCUUCAGAGCUCAAGCUCAGAAAGAGACUUCACUCACCAAUACCAUGGGUGGCUAUAAGGAGAAUUUUAGCAGCAUUCUGUGCUUUGGUUGCCUGGAUGUUUAUUCCCAAGGGAACCUAGGAAUGGACAUCCCUGUGUCGGAACUAAAUCUACUUACGAGACGUAAACUUAGCCGCCUACUGGACCCCCCCGAUCCCAUGGGGAAAGACUGGUGCCUCUUGGCUAUAAACUUGGGACUUGUUGAUCUUGUUGCAAAACUCAACACUCAGAAUGGAAUUUCAACAAAUGGGAAAUUUCCAACUAGUCCAACCAGUGCUGUAUUGACUGAGUGGGCAGUUUCGCCAGAAAAUACCGUGGGGCUUUUAAUGUCAAAACUAAGAGGAUUGGGUCGUCGGGAUGCUGCAGACUUUCUUUUAAAGGCCUCAGCUGUUUUCAAGGUUAAUUUAGAUACCAAUGGACAUGAGAACUACAUAUCCAAUUGCAAUGGAGGAACAUCUUAUAAUUCAAUCAGUUCAGUUGUUUCGAGAUAAGAAUGUUCUGCAAAACUAGUGAGAGGUGCAAUUUUAACUGAAUUCUCACUUUAUGAAAUGUAUUCUUUGUGUACAGAUAUUGUCCAGAAUAAUUGUCGUAACUUGCUUCCUUUAACAAGGAGGCAGCAGUGAAAUUCACUGAACUUGUUUACUACCACACAAUAAACCACAGUUCUUUGGUACUUGCUGAUUUAAAUGGGUUGUCAACUCAACUCUAAUCUUCCUUUUAAAAAAAAGAUGGUUUUUAAUUUAAAAAAAUAAAUAGAAUGGAAAUAGAUUUAUCAUUUAUGCAGAUGAACAUUACCAAAUUGCCAUGUAUAAGGUGUCUGAUUUGUAAGGAAUAUCUUUAUUGUGCCGUUAACAAAAGUGAGUUUAGCAGAAACCCUCUACAGGAAUGUGAAUUUUAUUGCAAGUUUUUCAUCAUCUCACCCACUCUCUUUAUUUUCAAUGAACAUGGGGAAAAGGUGAAUGUUUGCUAUUGACGAUAUUAAAUUUGUUAUGUAAGUCAGCAACCAAAUGUGAGUGCCUUUUUCAGGGUUUCCUGACAUAAUUAGACCAAUAAUUGUUAAAGCUUUUAAAUAGGAAUUUUCUACCUCCCCAUUACUCUUCACUGAGGAGCAUGCAUUUCAUUUACCGUGAAUGGCUUUUGUGUUUUCUUAUUGUAUACUAUUUUCAUUUUGGGCCAAUUCAUAUUGAUGUGGUUUAUCCAUUGUUUAAAAGGGAACAAGGUCUGUGGUAGUUUCAUGUGCAUUGACAAUAAAAUUAGUGAUGUACAGUGAAAUUUAAUAGUGGAAAAUCUUUCCAAUUUUUUGAUCUAUUUAUACACAGUUAUGGGAAGCAUGCUAUUUUAAUGCUACAUCUUUACAGUUGCAUUCUUAUUAGCUUUUUAGUAUAGUAUUAUGACCUGAAGUAUUUUUAAUAAACAAUUUCCUUAUGAAAAAUGGACUU
Pristis pectinata (smalltooth sawfish) is the source of this 5641-nucleotide messenger RNA. RefSeq names its product death-associated protein kinase 1 (gene dapk1). Gene Ontology annotation, biological process: protein phosphorylation; positive regulation of apoptotic process; intracellular signal transduction. The transcript has 26 exons. Bases 392 to 4693 code for a protein of 1433 amino acids. Gene Ontology annotation, cellular component: cytoplasm; nucleus. The record is from RefSeq and is a predicted model, not a curated record. Gene Ontology annotation, molecular function: protein binding; protein serine/threonine kinase activity; ATP binding. Lineage: Eukaryota; Metazoa; Chordata; Chondrichthyes; Rhinopristiformes; Pristidae.